ACUGCUACUUUGAACCGUUUCAUUGCCACGAACUCAGUAUCACAGACUCGUAGUCACACAAGCUCAAAGAUGGCGGUCUCAUCUCCUCACUUCCCUCCAAUUCUCUCUCCUCUUCAAACCAAAUCUCCUGUCAAUCUUAGCUCUACUUUAACUCUCUCUCCAUUCUUCAAUGCAUCCUCCAAGUUUAUGCCAACAAAUCGACGCUCUUUCGUUAUCGUCUCCGCUAAAGGUCCCAAGGAAGCCAUGUCGAGUCAGCAGAAGCGAGAGCUCCUCGAGAGCUAUGGUCUUAACCCUAAUGACUUCAUUGAUGAACCUUCAGUUAAGAGGAACAAAAGAAAGGAACAGGUAAUGCCAAAAGGAAAGCGAGUGGUAGAGGAGGACAAAAAGCCACCUCGUACUACACAUAAGUUGCUUCAGGUGCUGGGUGGGAAAGCUAAAAGGAAGAAGCUUUUAUCUCCUGUAGGCAUGGAUGUGCGCCCCAUGAUGGAGGUAGUCAAAGGCGCUGCAUUUGAUAUAUUGCAGGUGGCUGGUGGCUGCCCUGCAUCUUUAAGGUCUGGUCGCUGGUUGGACCUGUAUAGUGGCACUGCGUCAGUAGGCAUUGAAGCUUUAAGUCGAGGUUGUUCUGAGGUGCAUUUUGUUGAGAUGGAUCCAUGGGUGGUUUCAAAUGUGUUGCAGCCAAAUUUACAGUGGACAGGGUUCCUUGAUGUGUCAGUGAUACAUACUGUCACUGUCGAAAAGUUCUUGGAACGUGCUCAGCAGUUUGUAGGUAGUGGUACAACUUUUGACUACAUAAGUGUCACACCUCCAUACAUGGAAGUGGAUUAUGGGUUACUUAUGACCCAAGUAUGGGAUUCAUCCUUGGUUGGAGAAGAUACUUUUAUUUUGGUUGAAUAUCCUUUGGGAACAAACAUGUCGGAUUCUUGCGGAUGCCUUAUGAAGAUAGCUGAUCGUCGCUUUGGUAGAACACAUUUGGCGAUUUAUGGGCCAAAGUGGGCGAUGAAGAAGAGGGGUUAAAUCACUUAGCUGGACAGUGUAAAGUAAUAAAUUUAUUUGAAAAUUGGGGAACGCCUACAGGAAAGCUUCCAACCAAAUGUCUCUUUCAUGAUUUGUGCAUUCUCUGCUGAUGUAUACAAGGGGCUGUAAUCUUCUGUUCGAAUUGAGAAAAGCUGACACAUUAAAGCCAUUUUUUGGCAUCUAUUGUAGGUCCAGGAGUCCAUCAUUAAAACUUGAGUUGUGCUUUCCCCAUGACUCUCACUUUGUAGCUAAGCUUGCAGCUGUAUUGACAUAGACAAAUUACUGAAGUUAGGGGUUGGUCAAAAGUGCUGGAGACUGUAUGCCUAAAAUUUGUCCAUUUCCGAUUGAGGAAUGAUUGUGCAUAGCUCAUGUAACGAGGUGGGAAUAAUUUCAAUUUGAGGAAAUACAUACAGCAAAGAGAACAGAUCUCCUAAAGCAUACUGAUUUAAGCAAACAGGGAAAGUUGAACCACUUUGAAUUAUACUUUUUGAGCAAUACAAAGUGAUGUGACUCCUGGAGAUUUGCUUUGGAGAACAAUUUGUGCUGUUGAGUGAUCCUUGUAGCCAAUCAGUAAGACUUUUUGUGCGCAAAAUGACCACUGGUAAAACCAAAGUUGCUUCUGAUGUUCCCUUUUAUUCUGAUGCUUACAAGUAUUUUCAUGCAGAUUCAGUGCCGCUUUCUUAGUAUAUUGUGGGCUGGUUUAAUGAAGGAAGAGAAUCAGAGAAGUAUGUAGUAUGUACCAGAGUUCUUAACUUUGUUAUGGGGAGUUGAGGUUAAGUUUAAGCAUGGCUGAUUUGAUCCAACCGAAUCUGGUGGAAGUUGAAACUGGAAAUGAUCUGUUUCAAAAUUAUUUGAUGUUCAAAGGAGAAUUAUCAUUAUAUCAGUAUUUAAAAUUAGAGGCAAUAACAUCCCCAACCCCUUCUUUUUAACUUAUGGAUAGUACAUUUUUCACAGGUUUCCUUAGUUCAUGUUGCACUUUCCUCCAUGUUAAUAUUUUAAUUUGCCUGCUCUAGAAAUUUUUACUUUUUGGAUGUGAACUGCCCACAUUUAUACUGUUAACAGUGUAGUUCUGUUUAACGGAGAUCUUUCUAGGUGGUCUCACUGAUUAAAGGCUCCAUUCUCUCCAUAUUUACUAUAUGUUGGUAAAGGAACUUGUCACCGCCGGAGAUGGUAACUUUUGGUGGACCAUGCAUUGUGCACUUAAUUGGAGAUUUACUGAUUUAGGUGUCCCUCAUUAUUGCAGAGUUGUCGCUAUUACUUUUGGUAGACGUUUUGAAUGAACUUUUACUUGUUCAUAGACAUGUCCUGAUCUUUAACCUUUGCUGCCUGACACUGAGUUUCUCUCUCUGUGCUCACUGUGUUUUGCGUUUUUGAACCCUGGGGAUUUAUGAUUUAGCCUCUGUGAGUAUGGGACUAAUUUCGUAAUCCCUUUUGCCUAAAGAUUAACGGGGGAAGAGAGAAAGACUGCUCUCUAUUCUUUCCUUAUCUUUCAUAUAUCGUCGAUGUUAGUAGCUAUAGAGUUUCGGUUUCAAGUGAGAAGUGUGUUCUAGGCACGGCACACACUGUCCAAAGGGAACUCGUUCCUUGCCGCCAUGGCUCACUAUCAUCUGCACUGCCAGUCUUGAACAUUAUUUAAUAGGUUAUUGUGGGAGCUUACCCUCAGGCCAGUCUUCCGAGUAAUGGUGCUUUUUUUCCAUUAACGAGUGCCUUUUUGUUUAAUUACUUAAAAUUAACUCGAUGCUGUUUGCUAAAGUAAAUGUAAUUUUUAUAAUUUUGAUGCAAAAAAUGUGGAGUAAAUGUUUGUGUUUUUCGAGGUGAGUCAUAAUCCUAUAUGUUGUAGAGACCUAAAGGAUUCAUUAAGCAUUAGGGGGGCAGAAUGGUCCCAUUCUUUGGGCUUCAUAAAAAUACGCACACUAAAACAGAAGAACUAGACUGGUUUGGUCCCAUGCUAUCUACGAGAUAACUAACUUUUUCUCUCUUUUUGUCAUGCCUCUCUCCUUCUCUGUCCCCGCCCCUGCUUUGACACACAAGAGUUGAAUCAGUGGCCCUUUAUUUAAAACUUGCAAAUUACCUCUUACUCUUCCCCGUCCUCUCCCCCCUUUCCUUCCUCUUCCCUUGCCCCUCUGCUUUGACAUAGGAAGUUUUAAUAAAUGCCCUUGUAAUCAAAGCUUGCUUAUGUGUGUAUGCCAUCAUACAUUGAAAAUUCUUGGAUAUCACUUGUCUUCUUAAUUUUGAAAUGAUCAUCGUUGUCGUCCUCUUUUCCUUUUUUCUUGAGAGCAACAUAUCCUUCUUAGGAAGGAGAAUAUAGCAGACUGAAGUGGUGGUAUGGCUGGUUAUGGUGAUGACAAAGGAGUUGGGAGGGUUUUGAUAACUUUCGUGUUGAUUGUAUCUGUAUGGUUCUUGUUCAUGGGGAUUCUAGAAAUUCAGGGACCCGCAGAGGUCACAAGUUCAUCACCUAGCAAUCACAAACUUACAACGUUGCUGCCGAGGAAGCGAGAGUCUGUUCCUGUGAAACUUGAUCCAAUUUAUGCUAAUAAAAGACGAGUUCCAAGUGGACCUGAUCCUAUUCACAACAGGCAUGUUGGGGAGACUAGAAGACCACCUGGGCGUGUUUAGCACUGCAUCAGAAUUUAACAGAGGUGGAUUAGUGAGUGCUUUAUUGAUUGAAUGUUACCAAUUGCUGCUAUCUCGCAUUUUUUGUAUGGUGGACGAAUCUUCAAAGCUUCUAGUUUGUUACUAUUAUAUGAAUAAAUAUAGGAAGUGGUCGAUUUGAGUAUGAUUUAUUUCCAAUUUAGUAGAUUAUCGUAUGAAGUGAUUCCUUUGUUUUCUGUAAAGGUUUUUAUUUUUGGUUUUUGGUUUUCUUCUAUUAUCAUAGCGGUUAUUAUCAUGAUAAAAGUUAAACUUCUAUGGAAGAUUUUGAGAUUUUACGUGUAAAUAAAGAUGAAGUAUUUUAUUGGUGGGA
This is a messenger RNA of Beta vulgaris subsp. vulgaris (sugar beet), 3976 nucleotides long. RefSeq lists its product as hypothetical. The transcript is spliced from 12 exons. The record is from RefSeq and is a predicted model, not a curated record. Bases 70 to 1014 code for a protein of 314 amino acids. Gene Ontology annotation, molecular function: methyltransferase activity. Lineage: Eukaryota; Viridiplantae; Streptophyta; Magnoliopsida; Caryophyllales; Amaranthaceae. Gene Ontology annotation, biological process: rRNA methylation.